GUGCUAAAACGCGUGAUGUCAACACAAAGCAUAUCUUCACAGUUCUCAGCAGAAGAGUUUCAAGUUGCGCAGAUUUUUUUGCGAGAUUUUGAGAAAUCCGGAAUUCAUCUUCCUUCUUCAGAACGGGAACAAUUUGUACGAUUGUCCGACAAGGUUAUUACGCUAGGCCGUAAAUUUACCCAUAAUCUACAGCCCAAUUCAAAUGAUUAUAUUGAAGUUGAUGUCUCACUUCUUGAUGGAUUGAAAACAAAAUUCCCCACAACUAGCAAGAGUAAUGUUGUUAAAAUAUCAACAAAGACAUGGGAGGUUCCGAUGAUCAUGAAACAAGUGAAAAAUGAAGAGGUCAGAGAAUCAAUAUAUAUUGCUUCGAAUUCAGCAACGAAGGAACACGUUGAAUUGCUAGAAGAUUUAUUAAGAACGAGGGGAGAAAUAGCAAAAUUACUUGGGAUGGAAAGUUAUAGUCAACUUUUUUUAAUGGAUAAGAUGGUAAAAAAUCCAGAAAAUGUGCAAACAUUUUUGCAUUCGCUUGCUGAUCAUCACCGGCCAAAGGCUCUUGCUGAUCUAAGACUUUUGCAAGAAGCGAAAAUGAAAUACACACAAGGUAAAAAAUCACCAACCAUAUAUGCAUGGGACCGAGAUUUCUAUAUCGAAAAAGUUAGAUUAAAAUCAUCGACUCAAUCAGUGGCACCUAUUUCACAGUUUUUUUCUGUGGGCUCGGUUAUACAAGGUUUGUCCAAGUUAUUCUCGCGACUGUAUGGCAUAUCUUUUGAGCCUGCUGAUAUAUGGCCAGGAGAAGUUUGGCAUGAGGAUGUACGUAAGCUUGAUGUAAUUGAUGAAAGUGAAGGAAAGAUAGGAACUAUAUACUGUGAUCUGUUUAGUCGUUUUGGAAAAUAUCAAAAUGCCGCACACUACACAGUAAGAUGUUCCCGACGUGUUGAUGAUGAUGAUGGAAUAAACGACAUUCCAUCUGGAAUCGAUCCGAUAGAUCUAGGAGAACUGGCAACUUCGAACGAAGGCGAAACGAUAAAAGGUAGGGCCGGUCGUUAUCAACUUCCAGUAGUAGUGCUUGUAUGCGAUUUUGGGAAGCCGAAAAAUUCAAAAAAUCCUAGUUUGUUGAGUUGGGUGGAAGUUGAGACCUUAUUCCAUGAAAUGGGUCAUGCAAUGCAUUCAAUGAUUGGGCGCACUGAUUUUCACAAUGUGUCUGGUACGAGAUGCCCUACGGACUUUGUAGAAUUGCCGUCCAUAUUAAUGGAGCAUUUUGUACAUUCCCCCAGUGUACUUUCACUUUUUGCAAAACACUUUGAGACACGUGCACCAAUACCAUUGGAUCUUAUCUAUUCGCAUCGUAAUGCGCGUUCCCAAUUUUCCGCGAUGGAAACCCAGCAUCAAAUAUUAAUGGCACUAUUGGAUCAGUUAUACCACUCUAAUCUUGCAAAUUCUCCCAAAUUCGAUACCACAGCCAUUUUAGCAAAUCUACAAGAUACUGUGGGAUUGUAUCCAUCAGUGCCUGGAACUGCAUGGCAAGUACAAUUCGGACAUUUAUAUAGCUAUGGUGCUACAUAUUACAGUUAUCUUUUCUGCAGAGUAUUGGCUGGUAAAAUAUGGCAAAACACAUUUGAAAAGGACCCUUUAAGUAGAGAGGCAGGAGGAAAGUUCAGAGAGGAGGUUUUAAGGUGGGGUGGUUCAAGGGAUCCAUGGAAUUGUAUUGGUGAGGUUUUAAAAGAUGAAAGAAUCAUGGCCGGUGAUAACAAGUCUGUCUCCAUUGUUGGUGAAUGGGUUGAUUACCUAUAA
Messenger RNA from Acaulospora morrowiae, 1791 nucleotides. NCBI's taxonomy places the organism in Eukaryota, Fungi, Glomeromycota, Glomeromycetes, Diversisporales, Acaulosporaceae. The record is from the annotation of a GenBank genome assembly.